UAAAAAGCGGCAGUCCUCGCGCUGGAGGGUUAGUUCAAGACCUUUUUUUCACACAGGAGGACACUGGCGGGCAUUGAUCUAUAUAUUUAAACAUAUAAAACACAGAUCUCAUCCGAUCACUGGAACAAUGAAGCCUUCCCAACUCAAACCUCAAGCGCGCUUCGUCCACCAGGAGGAUCUGAGCGACGUGCUGGGAGAGUUCGACGCGGUGAUGGAGGACUUCACGUCGCCGGUGGAGAAGCGACACUUCCGGUACGACGAGCACCUGAAGACGGCGAAGAGGAGGAGCAGCGCGAGCGUCAGCGACAGCGGCAUCAGCGACUCCGAGAGUGCAGAGUCGCUGAACAGGAACAGCUUCAGCUUCAGUGACGAGAGGCUGAACUCCCCCACCAUCAGCACACCUCCUCUCGUGUCCCCGAAACCCAAACUCGGCGACACAAAGGAACUGGAGGACUUCAUCGCCGACCUCGACCGGACGUUAGAGAGCAUGUGACGACGUCGUGGAGAGGAGCCAUGAGGGAGGGAGGGAGUGGAUGCCUGGACCCCCCCCUCCAACACCCAAGCAGCUAACAUGCACCCCCCCCCCCCCCACUUUGGCAGUAAACCACCCAACAGGACGCAGCUGGUUGGCACGGCAACUUGGCUCCACCGCGGCGUCCUGAAGUCACCGCUGGCUCCACGUUGCAUUGUGGGGGAAGCUGAGGACCCUCCGUGGGAUGUGUGCUGCAGAGAGAGUCACUGGAACAUAAACCCCCCCCCCCCCCCCCAGCAGACCAGGUCACGCUCCCUCAUCCAAAACUUGAGCUGGAAAAGUAUUUAAAAAGGGCUUUUUAUAAUAGAAAUAUAAGAAAAUUUAACAGAGCUUCUUAUUGUAAAUUUGUCAGUCUUUUUUGGGGAAAUAUAUUUUUAUAUCUAAUGUAAAUAUUAAUUGCUUUGAGUUCUAUUUGCGUUGGCAUUAAUCCCUGAUGGAAAGCGAUAUGUGUAUUUAAUACAGCUAAUGCCUGCCGGACGUGAUAUUAAAGAAUGAAAUGUUGUUCUUUUACUGAAA
Messenger RNA from Pungitius pungitius (ninespine stickleback), 1048 nucleotides. It is a transcript of the gene rgcc, whose product is annotated as regulator of cell cycle. The transcript has 5 exons. Lineage: Eukaryota; Metazoa; Chordata; Actinopteri; Perciformes; Gasterosteidae. The record is from RefSeq and is a predicted model, not a curated record. Gene Ontology annotation, biological process: regulation of cell cycle. The coding region runs from base 128 to 493 and encodes 121 amino acids.